Molecule: messenger RNA, 4266 nt
Organism: Dendroctonus ponderosae (mountain pine beetle)
Lineage: Eukaryota; Metazoa; Arthropoda; Insecta; Coleoptera; Curculionidae
Product: tetratricopeptide repeat protein 17
Exons: 18
Coding region: 495-3803 (1102 amino acids)
Biological process (GO): actin filament polymerization
Cellular component (GO): cytoplasm; actin cytoskeleton
Molecular function (GO): protein binding
Source: RefSeq, a predicted model, not a curated record
UUUUAAUUCAGGUUUUUCUGACGUUUGCUGUCAUGGCUGAGAGCAGCCACGUGAGUGGUAUCAAAGCGUUAUGUGCCGCUGAAAUAACUUUUUAAGUUUCUUCGAGCUUUUGUGACUGCCACUAAUGAACAGUUUGAAUGCAUAAACGGAAAGCGUCAGUUUAUAAAUCCUGAACCGUUGAAACAGAAAACCAAGAACAACUAGCUUCUAACUCCAUAAUCCACGGGAAUGGAAAAAUAUCUAAGAACGAACGCUGGAAGCAGUGAUGGAGGACAGGUUUGGUUUUUCGGGAAUAAAGCCAUUUUUCGGACAGCUGGAAAACAUUUCAAAGUUCACCGAACACCGCCAAACAUUCUAGACCCUCGAGUCAUGUAGGGCUUCGCCUUUUUUCGCCACCAGCUGGGAGGAUCUUAAUUGCUGGUUAAUUUCAGGGUGGUUGCCAAGCCGAACAGCGCUUGGUUGACUUGCCAAAGUAAACAAUUGGAGAGAAAUGAAUGAUGUCACAUGGACAAGUCGAUGGAAUAUGGACGGGAAAAUGUGUGGCCAUCAAGUUGCAACAAAAUGGCAUCCUGCAUGUAGCAAGAGCUCUAUUUCCGUUGGACUCGCCGUUCGACCUUCGCAAGCCGGAUGAUCUUUUGGCGCUUCUGGACCAGGAGAGUCGCAAAAACGACAUCCAUGAUCUGUACGAAGAUCUGCUGGCCCGUAAGACUGCCAUAGAGAAAAAGUGGAUUGAUAUUGAUAAAAACUCAAAUGUGGCCUCGAAAGUCACGAGUGAAGAUGUGGACUGUUUGGCUGCACACAAUCUGUAUGGUGAUGUGGAUUUUUACAACAACAUUGCCACUAAUGGGUCGGAAAGGGGCAUUGCCAUUGCAAUGCCCAAGAAGAUUAAUAUGGGGAAAGUGAAGGCUUCCAAAGAACUCAAAGUGCCUCUAUGUAUGCAAUUGACUCCUGCCCGAUGGUCGGAAUCGCUAAUCAACAAGACAAACUUGACAAUUCAGCCAGAGGAAGCCCUGCGAAAGACGUUUUUGCCAGUCAAGUCUUUGGAACAGUUCGGUUACUAUAUUGUAAAAUCUUUGAAGCAGAAUUCCACUUCAUGGGUACAUUACAAUCUGGCUUCGUUCUACUGGAGAAUUAAAGGCGAAGGCGACAAAGCCAUCGACUGCUUGAAACUCGCCAUACAAUUCGUUACAGGGAAUUUCGAGGAUAUUCCGCUGCAUAACCUGGCAGGAAUCUUGCAUCAAUCUCGUCACUCCAAGGAGGCGAUCCAGAUCCUACACAGCGCCAUUCAAUUCGCACCGAAAGAACCCAAACACUAUUUGGCAAUGGCCAACAUCUAUGCAGCUUUGCGUGACUUUAACAGUUCGAUCUCUUACUACGAGAAGUUCUUGGAGCUGGAUCCGCAUAAUCAGGAGGCCGCUAGUAAUAGACAUGCUGUUCUCUGCUACUACAAGUUGGAAACGGCUCUCACCUCAUUUCAGAGCGAGUUGCAAAAUAUUCUCGCAGAACUGCAUGACUAUCACAGCGUUCAACAGCAGUGGCUGCGACUACAAGAACGGCUAAAGUGGGAAACUGCCUCAUUUGACUAUCAGUAUGAAGCGAUGGAUCUUGAAAUAAUCGACACACCUAAAAAAGUGCAGAGAUGUAUGAAGAAAAGUACCGGGGGCAAACCAGUGAUUUCUUGCGAUUUCUACGAAAAGGCGCCAAAAGUAGACAGGGUGAAUCUGCAAAGUCUGUUCCAAAUCGUGGAAAACGAGAAACAGAAGCUGAUCGUUCAGCAUCCCCUUAAUUUGCACAAGAAGGAAAUUGGGCUGGAGAAAUUGAAACUAAAGGAGCGUCCCAUUGUGAUGGGAUACCCAAAAUUUCCCAUCAGCAUGCCGAUUAAAUAUGAUCUGUAUUUCGACAAAACCGGCUGGCCGACAAAGGAGGAGUGUCUUGAGUGGAACCUGCCAUUGGAGGAAGAAGACAACCUCAACCUACCAAUCUUUCUGCCCCCUGACAACAAGGGCUACUUGCUAAAAAAGGCGAUUACUGACGAUCUGAACCUUCCGAAUGGUACGCAGCACGAGUUGCCCUGGUACCCGCCAAUUUGUGAGGCCCCAGACGUUAACGGAGAGAAGUUUUUGCCAUUGAACGAAAGACAUCAGCUUGAUGUUGAGCGGAAGAGUGACGGGUAUUUGAAAAAGACGCUUUUGGAGUAUGUGAACGAAGGGUACACGGAUAAGCACGAAAUUGGGCAGAGAAUUAUCAGCGCUUUGGACAAGAAAACCGCCCCUAGAUGGGUUUUAGCCACCUUGGCCAGCCUCUAUUGGCGAAUCAGGGGCAACAUCAGGAAAACCCUAGACUGUCUUGAUAUGGCCUAUCAAAGCGCCCCCAAGGAGCACAUGGAUGUCGUUUUGGUUUCUUUGGGUUCAACUGUUAAGCUUCUAGGGAUGCCGGAUCAGUCCCUAAAGUUCGCCAACUCGGCCUUUAAAAUCAAUUACAUUGAACCUGCCACCAAUUUCCUGCUGGCCCUGCUCAAAUAUGAAGAUGGUGACAUCAUUGCCGCCAUGAACAACUUGAAAAAUAUUCUGCGCGCCGAUCCAGGGUUUUAUAAUGGAAUGGCCGAGAAACUGCUCAAGGUUUGGUCAUGUAGAAUCAAGCUGGGCACAGGCCCAAUCAACACCGAAGUAAAGCAGCCACUCUGCACCAAAACAAAGACGCUUAAAGGUGGAUUGAUUCAUUGCGAUGAGAAAAACAUGCAUUGCAAGCACGAGGAUAUUGAAUGCGUUAGAGUGGAUAAGCAGCGCAAUUCUGAUAUUUUCGAACAGUGCAAGGACAGCCCUAACAUGAAUUUAGGCGAUAGAAUUAUGACUACUCUUGCCGCGGCGGAGAUUCGAGAUGAUGAUGAACAUUCGCGCUCCUUGAUGGGCCUGUCUUUGGGAGGCGAGCAUUUUUUGGAUAAGUACAAAAGCAGCGACGCAAAUGGAGAUUUCAAUGUUUCUUUGGCUGAAAACGACAUUUCCGAUAGCGAGCCACGGCUGAACAUUUCACAUCAUGACCAGACUCACCUUUUAUCCACUUCAGUGUGCCAGCGCGUUAAUCUGCUGCAGCCUUUCAAGUAUUCUCAGCUUUGGGAGUUUAUCAAAUUCCACAUGAUUGAUAUUGAGCCCUACUUGAAUGCACCCUCAUUAAAAACGCCCAAAGACUCCAAACCUAAUUGCAUCCAAAUGAUGAAUCCGCACAUGUCAUAUCGCUUGGAUGAGGUAACGUUGAAGGUUCUGGGCGCUAAACUACCGAAUGUGUACGAUCGGAACCUGACGGAGUUUCUGCAGUUGAUUUGCGGAAGUCGAAAAUCCAACGCAAGGGAACUGGGGGUUAAAAUCAGUGAAGCUUUAGCUUUGGACAGUACGAAUUGGAAGUUGCUGAUGGCUUCAGCCAUUUACUGGAUUGUGUAUGGAAAUAUGGAAUCGGCCGCAAUUUGCAUCCGGAGCGCUCUGGCGAAAGUGCCGACUUCGCACUUGGAUAUUCCGCUCACAUUCUUCAGCCACUUACUAGCAAACGCUGGUUGGCAUCAAGAGAGUCUGGAAAUGGCCUAUUUAGCUGUGACAGUCAGUCCGCAGAAUGUGUGGAACCACUUCAGAGUGGCCGAGAUGUUUAUCAAACUGGGCAAGUUUGAGGAUGCAGUCCCCUACUUGAAAGCCAGUUUACAGGAAAAUGCGCAAUUUUUUCCGGCUCAAGUGAGGCUGAAGGCAGUGCUUUGCAAGCUGCUGUUCGAAGAUGGCUACAAUCAUGGCAGCAUUACAGCGAAGAUUGUAGAUGACUAAAAAACGUGAGUAUAAUAUGUCGGUUCUUGCAAAUUUAAAAAGAUUUCGUGAUUAACUGACCUGGAAGCUAUUUUCCACACGCUUUCUUGACACAUUUCCUAUGCAUUUCCGUUGUCAUUCUACCGUUAAUCCUCUGGAUGCGAUUAGUAUUCGUUUUGUGAUCGUGAAGAAAACUGAAAAGAUCGCACCCCCUUUGAAAUCAAAUGGGGAUGAGAAUCCACAGAGAAAAACAGCUAACUUUGAUCAAUUUAUGUGAUACUUACUAUUAGAUUUGGCGUCCAAUUCUCAAUGUUUCUCCCCCAAUCUGUUAAAGAAUCGCAAUCGAAUGUUUGAUUGCGAUUGUAGCCCAUUGUAGGUAGGUACCUAAAAAUCAUUCACUUGUGUAAAAGUGUACUGUCUAGAUGUUUACCCAAUUUUUUCCUAAAUAUAUUUGAAAAUAUAUGGAUCUACAUUGAAAACUGUC